This is a messenger RNA of Symbiodinium natans, 756 nucleotides long. NCBI's taxonomy places the organism in Eukaryota, Dinophyceae, Suessiales, Symbiodiniaceae. The record is from the annotation of a GenBank genome assembly.
AUGCCUUCGCUGCUACGGCGCUUGGACCUUCAGGCCUUGCCAGAGGUUGUCGCUGUGCUGGAGCACGCGAGCCUUUUCGAGGCGACUGCCAACCUCUUGGAAGUUGAGGAGGUAGUCACCACGGCGUACAAGUGGCUGCGGGCUGUGCCACCCUCGACUUACACUGGCCCCCACAUGGACCGUGCUUACGUGGGCGAGGGCCGGCGGCUGACGGCCUGGAUCCCACUUGGGCCCGUGAGGUGUGGACAGGAGGAGCUGGGCUCCCUUUGCUGGAUUCCGGGCUCGCACAGGAACCCCGCAGUGAUUGAGCGGUUCAAGGACUACCGGCGUGUCGGAUCUGAUGGGGAGAGGAGCACGACGGACGGUUGGACCUUCCUCGAUUUAUCCAAACUUUGGGGCCUGGCCAAAGACAACGCAGCCAUUCAAAGCUCCUCCAGCACCACUGGCCCCACGUCACAGACUCCACACCAGGCGAUCUUCGGUAUGGAUCUUCUGCACACGACUCUGCCGAAUGGCACCCGGUCAUUCCGGAUUUCCUGUGACACGCGCUGGCAGCCUUUAGAGGAUCCCCCGCCGGAAGGCGUCGUGACAGGACCGUGGCGCUGUCGCCCUGAGCUGUCAGAGGCAAGAAAAACAGGGGGGCGCACAUGCAUGGCUACGACAGGAACAAGGAGGGAGGCCUUGGGCUGCCUUGGCUUGGUUGCUUCGCACGGUAGCAGCAGCGAGUCAUGGGCUCAUUGCACUCAGAGGAUCUAG